Mytilus californianus (California mussel) is the source of this 1707-nucleotide messenger RNA. RefSeq names its product adenine DNA glycosylase-like. NCBI's taxonomy places the organism in Eukaryota, Metazoa, Mollusca, Bivalvia, Mytilida, Mytilidae. Gene Ontology annotation, cellular component: nucleus. The transcript has 16 exons. Gene Ontology annotation, molecular function: 4 iron, 4 sulfur cluster binding; purine-specific mismatch base pair DNA N-glycosylase activity; 8-oxo-7,8-dihydroguanine DNA N-glycosylase activity. Bases 35 to 1444 code for a protein of 469 amino acids. Gene Ontology annotation, biological process: base-excision repair; mismatch repair. The record is from RefSeq and is a predicted model, not a curated record.
CCUUUCCCGCCGACUUCAAAAAUUUUGUGUGAUUAUGGUUAAAAGGAAAAUAAAUCAAAAUGGUACAUCAGGAACAGAAUCUAUACAUGAUUUCUCUUCUCAAGAAGUUAAAGAAUUCCGAGAACUAUUGGUGAAAUGGUACAGUGAAAAUAAAAGAGAUUUACCAUGGAGAAGACAGAUUACCAAUCCUGAUGUUAACCAGAGAGCAUAUGCAGUUUGGGUAUCUGAGGUGAUGUUACAGCAGACACAAGUUGCCACGGUGAUAAGUUAUUACAACAAAUGGAUGCAGAAAUGGCCAACACUUCAAGAUUUAUCCAAAGCAAGUUUAGAGGAAGUCAAUGAAGCCUGGUCAGGUUUAGGGUACUACUCACGAGGAAGGAGAUUGCAUGAAGGUGCUCAAAAGGUUGUAAAUGAAAUGAAGGGAAAAAUGCCAAAAACAGCUGAUGAAUUAUUAAAACAGCUUCCAGGAGUGGGGAAAUACACAGCUGGGGCGAUUGCUUCUAUAGCUUAUGGGCAGGCAACAGGGAUAGUAGAUGGUAAUGUUAUCAGAGUUUUAUGUAGAAUGAGAAAGAUGGGUGGAGAUAGUACAAGUCAACCAGUCCAAGAUAAACUAUGGCAGCAUGCUAAUUCACUUGUAGACCCAGACAAGGCAGGUGAUUUCAAUCAAGGAAUGAUGGAGUUAGGAGCUACUAUUUGUACACCAAAGACACCAAGUUGUAACACAUGUCCUGUGAGAAGCUUAUGUUUAGCAAACAAAGAGGUAGAAUUUGAUAAACAGGAGAAAACAAAAGAACUGACAAAGGAUAGGACCAAGCCUAUCAUCACUGAUAUAGAAUGUUGUGUUGACAGUUGUCCAUUAUGCAUUCAGAGUAAUGAGGUAUGGGAUAGCAGUUUAGGUGUACAGAACUAUCCCAGAAAGGGGAAGAAGAAAGCAGCUAGAGAAGAACAGACUAAAGUGUGUAUACUGUGUAAGAAGAAUAAGUCAGAGGCAUUAUAUUGUAUUGUACAGAGACCACAAAAAGGAUUGUUAGCAGGUCUAUGGGAAUUCCCAUCAGUAAAGAUAGAUAAAGACCAUCCUAAAGAAGCAUCACCUCAACAGUUACUGGUAGACAGCUGUGGAUUACAUGUGGAUACUGUUGCAUCCACAUGCCAUGUUGGAGAGGUAGUCCACUUGUUCUCACACAUCCACCAGACCUACAUAAUAGACAGUCUUACAGUGGAGGAGGAUGGCAGCGACACAGUCGUUAAAGAUCCCUCUAGUACCAGACCUCUACGAUGGGUGACGGAGGAAGAACUACAAGAAUCAGCCGUAUCUACAGCUAUGAAAAAGGUUUUCAAGGCAUAUACAGAAAAGAUGAACUCUAAAACUCCAGCCAAGACAAAGAAACAGAAAGUGGAUAAAAAACAACCAGCUAUCAACAGUUUCUCCAAAUCAAAAUCUUGAUGCUAGAUACCAUAUAUUGUACAUUUUUAUAUAUAUUUUUUGUAUAUUUUUAUAUAAAACAAUGUUAAAUCUAUAUUUGAUCUAUUUUUUAUUUGAUAUAAUCAUUUUUGCUAAGGUAAAUUCUGAAAUAUUUGCAUGCAGUUAUUAUUAUGAUUGUCGAACAAUUGACAAAAAUGUGAGAUUAAUUAUUGCAAUUUCAGGAAGUAUUGUGUACAAUAAUACAAUACAAAUUCAAAAUGAGUUUUUAUUUUUGAGAAACCUGU